Vespa crabro (European hornet) is the source of this 1436-nucleotide messenger RNA. Its product is annotated as JNK1/MAPK8-associated membrane protein. Gene Ontology annotation, biological process: response to unfolded protein. NCBI's taxonomy places the organism in Eukaryota, Metazoa, Arthropoda, Insecta, Hymenoptera, Vespidae. The transcript has 4 exons. Gene Ontology annotation, molecular function: ubiquitin protein ligase binding. Gene Ontology annotation, cellular component: membrane. The record is from RefSeq and is a predicted model, not a curated record. Bases 317 to 1225 code for a protein of 302 amino acids.
UAAUGGAUUUCGAAAAUAGAAAACAAAGUUGUAUUAUAAAUUUUAAGGUUAGAUUUAGAGGAUUUAACAAAAUAUAUUGACAAUAUUACAGUGAUAUUAAAAUAUUAAGUAAAUUAAACAUCAGUUAAUAUCGAUUGAUAUUUUUGAAUUAACGGUAGAUAAUAUGAUUUUAUAUAAAUUCAAAUAGCAAUAGAGAUAUGAGCCGAUAUAUCAAUAUUUCUUGUUUAAAAAAAUUUAAUAUUUAUUUUACAUCAAGACUAUGUAAAUUUUAUAUUCUAUAAAAAAUAUAUGUUAAAGAAUAUUGAAAUAUUAAAGUAUGAAUACAUUAACACGAUGUCCUGGUAUGUAUUGUGGAAAAGAAUUAUUAGCAAAUGGAAAUUGGAGUGACUGUGGUGCGUGCCCUCGUGGAUUUAGAACAAAUGUUUCUUCUGCCUGUGUUCUUUGUGAAGAUACACCUAUGUUUUAUGAUUGGUUAUAUCUUGGAUUCAUGGCAUUGCUAGCAUUAGUUUUACAUUGGUUCUGUAUUGAUGGGGUCUCAAUGCGACGAAAUAUACCUAAAGAAGUCAUUGCAUUGCAUCUGUCUGCAUUAUUUGAAGUUUUGAGUGCAUCCCUCAUUACUUUACAAUUAACUGAUCCUAUCGGUACAUUUGGAAUAAGAUCUUGUAAAACACGUCGUCUUUCAGAUUGGUAUACACUACUACAUAAUCCUAGUCCGAACUAUGAAACAACUUUGCACUGUACUCAAGAAGCAGUAUAUCCUUUAUAUACCAUGGUUUUUGUUUUUUAUGCCCUUGGCGUAGUUAUUAUGCUUAUUUUAAGGCCAAUGAUAACAAAAAAAUUCUUACCUAAACAUGGAAAAUUUUCAAUAUAUGCUGCACUAUAUUUCUAUCCUAUUUUAGCACUUUUACAUGCCAUUGGAGGAGGUCUUAUAUAUUACUCAUUUCCUUAUAUCACUAUUAUUUUGUCAGUUUUAUCAAAUGCAGCACACUUUGCUUUCAAAUUAAAUCAGACCAUGAAAUCCCUGUUACUUAGCUCAGUUUCAGAUGUAAAAAAUGUAAUAGUAAUACUUGGUCAUUGGUUGUUACAUGGUUACGGAGUAGUAGCUGUUGCUACAUUACGUGGUAUUAGUAUUCAUCCAGCAAUGCUUGUCUUGGUUCCUUUACCUGCAUUGUUUUAUAUAUUUACAGCAAGGUUUACUGAUCCACAUAAACUUGAUAUACAAUAAUAAAAAAUACUUUUUUUUAACCAGUAAGUGAAACAGUGUCAAUCCUAGUGGUAAAUAUCUUUUUUACAAUCAAGCAAAAUCUCUUAUUUUUCUAGAAUUUAAUAUCUCAAUUUCAUUUACAAUUAUCUGUUAAUAUAAGCUACUAUUGAAUAUUUCAAAUUACUUUUUUCAUUCAAAAUUUGUAUAUACACAAAAAUAAAUUAAUAAGAUC